AUGGAGAAUCGAAAGGAAUUUGUGUGGUUCCCGGCGGAGGAAUCUGAGUGGGUCCUUUGCCAGAAGCUUAGCAGGACCCCUGAUGGAGGCGCCACCCUUCGGCUGGGCAAGAAGGAGUUCGUGGUAUCACCGGAAGAGCAGCGAUUGGUGCUGCCGCGACCGGGGCAAGUGGCACAAAACUAUGCUUCGCUGGAGAAGGAUGGGCUCGGCGCUGGUCAGGUCGAAGAUGCCCUGCGGAAUCAGUUUUGCAGUACGAACCCGUAUUCGAACAUCAACAUGGUGACCUUGUGCAUCAAUCCUUUCAGACCCUUGAAGAUUUUCGGCGAGACGUACGUCGAGAAGUACUCAGCUUUGGACCCUAACCUGCCGCCACACAUCUUCAACGCCUCUGCAAGUGCGUACAAGCGAAGUAUGGACAAGAAGGAACAUCAGGUCCUCUUGCUGCUGGGAGACGGAUGCACUGGAAAGUCGAUGGCACGCGAGCACGUGCUCAGCUUCUUCGACCAGAACGCUGGCGAUGGUGGUGGCGAAUUCAAGCAGAUGCUGGCUAUUCUGGCUCCCUUCAUCUCGGCCCAGUGUCGUUGUGGUCGGCAGAUUUGGCAAUCCACUCGAGCUAGCUUGGAGGUCGAGCUUGGGUUGGCUGCAGAUGGCUUCACAUGCCGCACGCUUGCCAGCGUGAAGAUGUUGGAGAUAGGUCGUCUUGCACGCAGCAUGGACGCCGGCUUCAAGACCUUCGAUGCUCUGUAUCUUGCAGCCAAGGACGAAAGGGCCAAGGAGUGGUUGGGCACCAGGGUGGAGUUCCGACUACUCGGGGAAGAGAUCGAGAUUGAAGAGUACGACGAGGAAGGCUUUGCACAGAAAAGCUGGAUCGAAGCUCUGGCUUCUUUCGAGAUCGAUGACGCCGUGGUAGUGCGAAUCCUGUGUGGCUUGAUCCUCCUUGCGGACCUGCGCUUCGACGGGUCCUCGGGACCCCUGCGUUGCGAACCUGAAGGAGGUCUGGAAGCUGCCGCCAAAGCCUUGGGGGUACACGCCGGGUCGCUUUGGACCUCCCUGGUAGAAGGCUCGGCCUCGCCCCAGGAUGCGGCCUUGUGUGCAGAUGCAGCUGUGGCGGAAGUCUACUGUCGGCUUGUGGAUUUGAUCCUUCAGCACUGCAACGAGCACUUUCCAGCCGAAGCUAAGGCGAUCACUCGGCGCAUCAAAGUCCUGGAGCUUCCCUCCGGCUCUGAUGCGCCCGGAACCCAUCGCCUUCUGACCCAGCUCUUGAACGAGGCUCGAUUCGCACGGAUGCUUCGCACCGCUCGCGGGUCGGAGGUCAGCGACGAACUCCGGGAUGAGUCCGAGCUGCAGGCAGCGGCUGCCAGAGCGGAGGCCUUGUGCCGGGGCUGCCUGGGAGCGCUGCAAAGCGGGACGCUGCGGAACUGGGCACAGGCGCAAGAGCUUUCCGAGAGCUUUGCCUUGGAAGGGGAUUUGGCCUCUAUAAGCGGUGCUUGUGGGCCUGUCGAACAUGCGCUCAGCAGCCUCGAGUCUGGCGCAGCUCUGGACACGGUGGAUCUCAUGGAAUUCCUCCACCUCCUCUCAACAUCCAGCUGUAAGUACCUUCGAGAUCUUGGCGAGAGACCUCGGGAAGCCCCGCACUUGGACGAAUCUGCAGAGGCUUCAGAGGCUCUGUUGGCCCACCUCGAGCCGCACCAGGAAUCAACGACCUGGCUGGUUUGCUGCCUUCGCCCAAACGAUGCUGGCCACCCCGACCGCGUGAACAGGAACGUGAUGCUCCGGCAAACUGAGCAGCUCCGCUUGGCUGACAUGGUUCAUCUGACAGACAAGAACAGCUGCUUCCUGUGGUCAUUGAAAGCAUUCCGUGAGAAGUACGCCGAGUUGGUGCCAGUGCUGGCGGACUCCACUCCGGACGAGGAGGUCUGCCGCAUCAUCGUGAAGUCUGCUGGAGGUGGCGAGGGAACGGUGGGUGCAGAGAACGUUUUCGGUGGCGAGAUCCUCGAACGUCUCUUAGAGCACAAGCUGCAGGAGAAGAUGGCUGGAGCCCAGCACCUGGAAGGCACCAAGUCGGAGAUGAAGCAGCUUAUGGAGGAGAAGCUCAGGAUGGAAACUUUGCAGCGAGAGCAGCAGCAGACCGAGCGCCUGAAGGAGCUCGAGUCGCUUCGUGGCCAACACCAAGACCAGCAGAACAAGCAGCAGCAGCUGAUGCAGAGUUUCAGCUGCAAUGGCAAAACUCGGCGCCCGUGUUGUGCAGUGCUCGUCCCCGGAAGUAAAGAGCUUACGGCCAGAAGAGCCGAUCAACGGUCUGGUGGAGGGUAUGUGCUGGCGUUUUGA
Molecule: messenger RNA, 2328 nt
Organism: Symbiodinium sp. CCMP2592
Lineage: Eukaryota; Dinophyceae; Suessiales; Symbiodiniaceae
Source: the annotation of a GenBank genome assembly